Molecule: messenger RNA, 3284 nt
Organism: Pseudomyrmex gracilis
Lineage: Eukaryota; Metazoa; Arthropoda; Insecta; Hymenoptera; Formicidae
Gene: MAN1
Product: inner nuclear membrane protein Man1
Exons: 11
Coding region: 540-2924 (794 amino acids)
Biological process (GO): nuclear envelope organization; negative regulation of BMP signaling pathway
Cellular component (GO): nuclear inner membrane
Molecular function (GO): chromatin DNA binding
Source: RefSeq, a predicted model, not a curated record
CAAACAACCUCGAGCAGCCCGCGCCGUAAAGUGCCGCGACAUCACACAAUCGCAUUGAUACACCACGCACAAUUGGACGCAUGUCUUGCAUAUUCGCGUGAUCUCGACCGUUAGAAAAUUGCGCCAUUUUUUUUUUUUUUUUCAGUUACUCGAGUUGGUUAAUUGAAUUCUUUUUGGGGAAAAGCGAGGCCGCGUGAUCGAGUGCGCGGAAGUCCGACGGCGGUGUGUGUCGUUUGAUGCGAGUCUCAGCGGUCUCUCGCCGAACUUACCGAGAUAGGACAACGCGGAGGGGACUAACCGUCCACGUGCGCGAUCCGGAAAACGAGGCGGCGAGAGAUUUUCAUUUUGUCGGAAGGUGCGGGGGAUUGAUCAUCGAUCAAAAUAAACGGCGACGUUACCGACCGUCUCUCGCUGUGGAAGCGUGUUGUACCGUGUUGUAAGCUGACAAAAUAAGACUCUUGCGUCUCAAGACCGAGUUGGGUUUUUUGAUCCUGGAACUUGUUGUUGGCGCGCGAUUGACUCCGGCGCGGGGAACCAAAAUGUCGGUGGACACGCUGAGCGAUGCCGAACUGCGAACGAGGUUGAUGGAGUACGGGUACCCGGUGGGACCGGUGACACAAACGACCCGCAAGAUACUCCAGAAGAAGCUCAAACACCUCGAAGAGACACGCGGGGGUAACAGCGGCUCCCGGCACUCGUUGGCCGCAAGAUACAGCAGUGAUGACACAGAUGAUGACAUAGGCACAACCGUUGUUAAGAAGAAGAAGAAUGCAAACUUACGCAGACAGACAUUGGCAAAUCCAAUGCCUCCGCCUACAAUUAUUCCAUCUGAUGGGACCGUGCCAGGACCGAAGAAUUCUAUCAAGAAGGAUCAGACACCACCACCACCGCGCAUAGAAUUCAAAGAACCUCCUAACACAAUAGACAUCGACAACACAAAUGUAACGUCUUCGACAACUCGCGUGACCCAGAAGACCGCGCAGAACAAAUACGUCAAAACCCAACGAUCGACCUACAAAUCUGAUGGCUUAGAAACCGGAUCAGAUUCCGAUGCGGUAGAGGACAACGAAAACACAUACUCGCGAUCUUAUUACAAGUACCUGUCCAAUCCGACUAGCAAACUGUACGAUUCGCGAGUAUACGAUCGAAAUGCUUUCGAUCAUGAUGAAAUAUCGAAAACCAACAAACCAACAAUUCAUGUGAGCACCAAGGAUAACACGAGCCAGAGAGAUCUUCUUGCGAAUUACGAUACUCCGUUUUUGUCCGAGUUUACGAGACGACUUAGCGCACGAUCCUUUGGAAGCUCAACAACACCGAUAAAAAGUCCAACAUAUCCAUCGUCGCCCAGCUUACCGGAGGUAAAAGAAAGGGAUUCAAACGGUCAUUUUUCUUCGUUCAGGACUAUGUAUUCACCAUCGAGUCAGCCAAGCACAAGACACAGUGUGUCGUCCGUCGAUCGAGUUCCGGAUAUUAUCAGUAGAGCGCCUUACAGACCGUCGACAACGAACGCGAACAGAGAAGAUGUACGGAACAAUCAGAACAUCGUGUCGAUGGUUCUCCCAGCGGUGGUCGCUCUGUUUUUCGUAGUCCUCGCAAUAAUUUAUCUGGGACUUGGCGGAAAAACUGAGACGCUUCCGUCACUAUCAUCUGAUAACAAUAUACCACAAUGUUUUACCGAGGGAGAUCUUAAGACACCCGGAGUGAAUUGCGUAAUGAAGGAGAACGUGGAGUCCGUGUUGCAACUGUUGAAACUUCUUCAACGCGACCUGACGAAAAAGGCGGUGUCUAAGACAUGCGAGAACCCGAACGAAAACUCGUAUCUAAUAGAUGCGGAAAUAACGGAGAUGUAUACGAGCGACAAAGUGACAAGUCUUGAGGUGAAGGAGGAUCUGCAGAGCGCACAAUUCUUAGUUAUUAAGAAUCCCAGAUGGGGUAUUUCGCUUAUCGAUGUGAGCGGUGAUAACGGAGCGAUUGAGAUAUUAGAUACUCUGGAUAAAUUAUUUUCCGCCCGUCUGACCGGAAAAGUUGGAAUGACAAUUCUGAAUCCCGAGUUGCCGAUGCGGUGUCUCGUGAAGAACAAGCUUUUCGCUAUCUUUUCCACAAUGCUUAUUGUGGCAAUCGUUUCGUUAAUAGGUAUCGGGAUUUAUAAGUCGUACCUUUGGUAUCUAAAGUACAAGGAGAGCACGGAGAGAGAGGUGUUUAAACUCGUUAGUGAGAUAAUAAACAUCGUCGAGACGCAUCAUCAAAAUGCGUCCUCGCAAACCGGCACGCAGGAAAGUUUUCUCGCCAUAAAUCACGUGCGGGACAAUCUCAUCCCACCGAAGGAUCGCAAAAGAAUGGCCAGUCUCUGGGAGAAAGCGGUGAAAUUUCUUGAUGAAAAUGAAUCCAGAAUUCGAAGAGAGGUGCAACAAGUGGCGGGUGAAGAGUUUCACGUGUGGCGUUGGCUGCCAAAUAACACUUUGAACAAAUCGUCCGUGCAAAGCGCAAGCCCCCUGGGUAAGAAACCAAAGAUCUGGCAAGGACAAGCGUUCGAAACGAUGGAAGGAUCGGUUAACAGUUUGACUUGUUCGCCGACACCUUGUUUAAAAAUUAGACACAUGUUUGAUCCGGACAUUGAGACCGAAGACGAUUGGGAGACCAGAGUUCAGGAUGCGAUUUUGGAAAAGUGCGGGGAGAACGUGAAGAUACUCCAUAUUCGAGUGGACAUCGGUAGUCGCGAAGGUUGCGUGUAUAUGAAGUGUAUGUCGCAAGAAGACGCUGGCAAAGCUUAUAGAGCGUUACACGGAUGUUGGUUCGACGGUAAUUUAGUAACUGUGAAGUACCUGAGAUUAGAACGUUAUCACGAACGAUUUCCGGACGCCGUCCGUUGUGUCACGCCUCUCAAGCCAAGUAACAAUAAACGAUUAUCUAUGCAGGCGCAUUAACAGAGAGAGAGAUUGCAUUUCUCAGUUCAAACGUUCAAACCUAAAGCUGAGAGCUUCUUCUUGUGUGUCUUAAAAUAGGACACGCAAUUUAAUUAUCUGCUAAUAACACAGAUCCACGCAACUGUUUUAUUUUUCUGUUCCAAGACGAAGUCGUACCACAAAUAUACAUAUUAAGAUUUGAGAACAUCUCUAUUUCAUGUAACGCAAGCAUUUUCUCUUAAACUUUGGUAAUCCUUGUGUAUCAUAUAUUUGUACUUUGUAUCUGUUGUAAGGAAAAAAAAAACGAAAGGAGUAUGCGUGUUUUUUAAUGGUUAAGUAAUAAUAAUAUAAUAAUAAUAAUAAAAUAAUAUAUAUAUAAUU